Molecule: messenger RNA, 3094 nt
Organism: Elgaria multicarinata webbii
Lineage: Eukaryota; Metazoa; Chordata; Lepidosauria; Squamata; Anguidae
Gene: GALNT5
Product: polypeptide N-acetylgalactosaminyltransferase 5
Exons: 10
Coding region: 1-2856 (951 amino acids)
Biological process (GO): protein O-linked glycosylation
Cellular component (GO): Golgi apparatus
Molecular function (GO): polypeptide N-acetylgalactosaminyltransferase activity
Source: RefSeq, a predicted model, not a curated record
AUGAACAAAAUCCGGAAGCUUUUCCGAGGCAGCGGCAGAGCCUUCGCUUUUAUCUUCGCAGCCUCCAUCAUCUGGCUGCUCUUUGACAUGGCAGCGCUCAAGUUUUCAUUCAGCGAGAUCAACACCCGAGUCCUGAAAGAGGAGAUGAUCAGGAAGGAGAGGGAGAGAUUCAGAGUUUGGAGGAACCCAGAGGACGGCCCCGGCGGCGGCGGCGGCAGGUGGUCCAGAGAGAACCCCGAGGCGCCGCCGCCGCCCCCGACUGGCUUGGAAAGGGAUGAGAGAGGUGCUGAGAGGAACCACGAGGAGGAGGCGAACAGGGCUGAGGAUGGAGUGGGGAAAGGCGGGGAAAGGCAGAGACCGUCCACCCAAAGCCCCCAAGAAACGAUGGGGCUGCACAGGACAAUCCCAGCCAAGGCGUGGGGGAGGCCCCCUCAGCCCUCCUCCGCUGUUCUCUUGGAAAAGAAAGCGAGGGGGGCAGUCAGCGUCAGUAGCCCACCCCAAACAAAGCCAGCUCUUCAGAGGGGCGACCUGAAGCCCCCCUCAGCAGCAGAAGGGCAGCCCCUCGUCCAAAUGACCCACAGGGCAGCUCUUGUCAAAAGUGAAGUCGCUCAGGAAGUGCUCAAGCCGUUCCGCAAAGGAUCAAUGGGAAGAAAGGAGGUUUCCUUUAAGACUGGGUUGGUGGAUAAAGGCUCUUUGGCUGUACAGAAACAGGAAUUGCCAACUGGAAGCGAACCUAAGGAACCUCGAGAUAGCCUCCGAGUACUGAGGGCGCCAAAAUUUCCAGUAAACAGGACUGGGGGUAUAAAAAGUGUUGGAGGCGUUCGUGAAGCAACAAGGAGAGUGGAUUUACCUGGCGGCAAGCUAGCUACUUCAAAAGCAGCCGAGGAGAAGGGAGGGUCUAUGAAUGCAACAGGUCCAGGAAAGGUGCCAAAAGAGGAGGAUGCAAAAAUUGCACGUGCAAACGAGGUUCUAUCUGAAGAGCAAGUAGUCAUUAUAAGCAAGGAAGGAGCACAGGUGGUCCUUCCAGCAUCGCAGAAUCCCCCAGCCGAUGCCAAAGGAAAGAGAUUGAUAGAAAAGAAUAUACAACUGAUAGACGACAAAAGCAAAGAUAACCUGAAAGCAGUUAAUGUGACCAAAGCAGCUGGUCUUAUUAAGGUAGCGGCUACUAAAGCAAUUCUGGCUGAAGGAACAAAACUAGGGAAUGUUGACAGUGUCAAUUUAGUCGAUAAGGACCAAUUAAGGAAAAUCAAUCAUAGUGACAGUGCGAUCCAUUUCACAGAAAAUACUAAAUUGCACAAAGUGUUAGCCAUUGAUAGGACGCUUGGCCCAAGGGACCCCACAGCACCGGGUCAGUUUGGGCGUCCUGCUGUGGUCCCAGGUGAGAAACAAGAAGAGGCAAAAAGGAGAUGGAAUGAGGGAAACUUCAACGUCUAUCUCAGUGAUCUAAUCCCAGUAGACCGAGCCAUUGAUGACACAAGGCCCAUUGGUUGUUCGGAUCUUCUUGUCCACAAUGACCUUCCCACCACUAGCAUUAUUAUGUGUUUUGUUGAUGAAGUGUGGUCCACCCUCCUGCGCUCCGUUCACAGUGUCCUCAACCGCUCGCCCCCUCAAUUUAUUAAAGAGGUUAUUUUGGUGGAUGACUUCAGCUCAAAAGCAUACCUUAAGGACAAAUUAGACAAAUACAUGGCACGAUUCCCCAAAGUCCGUAUCCUUCAUCUCAAAGAAAGGCAUGGUCUAAUAAGAGCGAGACUGGCUGGAGCAGAGAUUGCUAAAGGUGACGUACUGACCUUUUUAGAUUCUCAUGUGGAAUGCAAUGUAGGGUGGCUGGAGCCACUAUUGGACAGAAUCCAUUUAAACAGAAAGAAAGUGGCUUGUCCUGUUAUUGAAGUAAUCAGUGACAAAGACAUGAGCUACAUGACCGUGGACAGCUUUCAACGCGGUAUUUUUACAUGGCCAAUGAAUUUUGGGUGGAAGCCAAUUCCUCCAGAUGUCAUUGAGAAAAAGAAGAUUAAGGAAACUGAUAUAAUUAGGUGUCCUGUGAUGGCAGGUGGGUUAUUUUCUAUCGAUAAGAAGUAUUUUUUUGAACUUGGAACGUAUGAUCCUGGCCUUGAUGUUUGGGGAGGUGAAAACAUGGAGAUUUCAUUCAAGGUUUGGAUGUGCGGAGGGGAAAUUGAAAUCAUCCCAUGUUCCAGAGUAGGCCACAUUUUCAGGAAUGAUAACCCCUACUCCUUUCCUAAAGACCGCCUCACCACAGUGGAGCAGAAUUUGGCCCGUGUUGCAGAGGUUUGGCUUGAUGAAUACAAAGAUCUUUUCUAUGGACAUGGUUACCACCUCAUCCAAAAAAACCUGGAUGUUGGAAACUUGACCCAGCAGAAAGAAUUGAGGAAGCAGCUUCAGUGCAAAAGCUUCAAGUGGUAUCUGGAGAAUGUCUACCCCGAUUUGGAGGCCCCCCUUGUUAAAGCUAGUGGGCUGAUAAUUAACAUAGCGUUGGCUAAGUGCAUCACCGUGAAUCAAUCUAGUCUGACCUUUGAGACAUGCGACGUUAAUAACAAGCACCAAAAGUUCAACUACACAUGGCUGAGACUGAUCCAGCAUGGAGAAUCCUGCGUGGCACCAAUGGAAGCUAAAGGGACACUGGGCCUGCACCCUUGCGAUAAAAGAAACAAUAGCCUGAAAUGGCUGCAUAAAUCACUGGUAGCUUUUCAUCCAGAACUCAUGGAUCACAUUGUUUUAGAACACCUUCCGCGGGCCACAUGUUUGGAAGUGGAUCCGUCUCAGAAAGCCCUGCGGGCAAACAUUUGUUCCUCAUCCAGUCUUUAUCAGAAGUGGCAGUUUGGAAAUUAUUAUGCCGACUGAAGAGAAGGAUGAGCAAACCAGACACUAGAGCUGCUUUGUAAUUCAGCAAAUUCAAGAAUGACAGCUGUGAGACGCCUGACAGCAGCAAGCACAAAACUGGCAACUCACUUCCAAGCUGCAAUUGAAAACCCGUCAAUGUUAAAAAGAAGCAUAUGGAAUGAUCAGAAGAUGGAGGAAGAACACAGCUGGCUCAGUGCAAGCCAGGCGUGUCACCUCCAGGGACGCUUGGCAGGAAUCU